Hyaena hyaena (striped hyena) is the source of this 3217-nucleotide messenger RNA. RefSeq names its product ankyrin repeat domain 23 (gene ANKRD23). The coding region runs from base 704 to 1744 and encodes 346 amino acids. The transcript is spliced from 8 exons. NCBI's taxonomy places the organism in Eukaryota, Metazoa, Chordata, Mammalia, Carnivora, Hyaenidae. Gene Ontology annotation, cellular component: nucleus. Gene Ontology annotation, molecular function: transcription cis-regulatory region binding; protein binding. The record is from RefSeq and is a predicted model, not a curated record. Gene Ontology annotation, biological process: positive regulation of transcription by RNA polymerase II.
UAGGAGUAUGUGUUCUGGUGAGGCACGAGAGGCCCAGGACUCAGGGUGCCCAGCAUGCCCCUCUGCAGGCCGGUGCCUCGGUGGGCCCAGCCCGGUGCAGCCUCUGCGGGGAAGUGGGUUGCAGGGCCUGAGGAAAGUUAGGUUCCAGCGUUUGCUUGAGAAAAGGAUAUAGUUAGUUCUGCAUGGCUGGGAGCCCUCUCUGCCAUCUCUCAUCCCGUUUUCCCUCUCCCCCAGUAUCCUUAUUCCUCAGUGCUCCCCAGCUCCUGAACCCCCAGCGGCUGCGGGGGACAGGAACAGAUCAUGGUAUGGUGGGUCCUGUCCCAGCAAAGUCCCAGUACCUGGUUUCCUCCUCAGCCUCGGGAGCUAGGUGCUAGUGUUACGCCAUUCUAGUAAUGAAGAACCAGAACUUCACAAGAGCCAAGACGUAAACCCAGGAGUUCACCAUUUUACCCAGGAGGCAUCUCCUGUGUCCCCCCGAGUUCAGGGUCAGGUGGCAGUACGGCGUGGUCUGGUAGGAACACCAGGAGGGAAGCUGAGGUGUCACAUCUCCUGAGCAUACCUGGACACGAGCCCAGCAGUAUAAAUAGAUGUGGCGUCACGCGCCCGAUCGCGUCCUGCUGACAGGACGGGGGAGGCGGCAUUAUCCUGGGCCCCAGGCAGCGCUACAGGAGGUGAGAGCCAACAGCCACGGGUGGCAGGGAGCAUGCCAGCGGAGCGCCAGGGAACUCUGCGAAGGGUCAGACCACUGGACAUCCACAACGCCGAUCUCUGUAGGUCUGCCCUUACCAAGAUCCCUGUGGUGUGUGCUGUGUUCUCUAAGGACUCCGUUUUCCUCAUCCUGCUCCUACAGGUAUGUGGAGAAAGAGAUGAAAGGAAAGCGUUGGGAUGUGGACAUGGCAUUGCUGGUCAUGGAGGCGGGCCCAGAGCCUGGAGGCUGGGAGCCCAAGAGGCUGCGGCCCAGGAGCAGUGGAAACUCGAAGAAGAGAAGAAGAAGAAACUUGAGAGAUUGAACAACUCCAGACUGAAUCUGGAGACCCUGGCUGACUUGAAAAACUUGGUUCAAAGACGAAGAGAAAAGCGACUGAAACGAAGAGUCCCCCCUAGGGCACCUGACCCCACGGUUGAGCCGCAGCCCCAGGCCCAGCUGGAGUCUGUGGACCUGGAGAUGUUCCUGAAGGCAGCUGCCGAGAACCAGGAGGCCCUGAUUGACAAGUACCUGACAGACGGAGGGGACCCCAAUGCCCACGACAAGCUGCACCGCACGGCCUUGCACUGGGCCUGUCUGAAGGGUCACAGCCAGCUCGUGAACAAGCUGUUGGAGGCAGGUGCCACUGUGGACGCUCGCGACCUGCUGGACAGGACCCCCGUGUUCUGGGCCUGCCGUGGAGGACACCUGGACAUCCUCAAAGAGCUGCUUAACCAUGGAGCCCAGGUCAAUGCCCGGGACAAGAUCUGGAGCACCCCCCUGCAUGUGGCCGUGCGCACAAAACACUGUGACUGCCUGGAGCAUCUCAUCGCGUGUGGGGCCCACAUUGAUGCACAGGACAAGGAAGGGGACACAGCUCUACACGAGGCUGUGCGGCAUGGCCACUACAAAGCCAUGAAGGUGCUGCUGCUCUACGGAGCCAAGCUGGGUGUGCAGAAUGUGGCUUCAGUGACCCCGGUGCAGCUAGCACGAGACUGGCAGCGGGGUAUCCGGGAAGCACUGCAGGCCCACGUUGGGCAUCCCCGCACCCGGUACUAGUGACAGCAGACCUACAGCGUCACUUCACAGCCACCAUUCCAUCCCCUUCACCUCCCAUCCUCACGCCCUCAGUCGUCCACACCCCUCUGUGGGUCUCACCUCAGUCCUCAUUCCUCUGGCCUGGGGCUGCUUCCUGAGGCCAGCAGGUGAAUAAAGCAGGCGUCCCUGGCCCCCGAGGCAGGGAAGACUUGGUCCCUGCCAGAGCACAAGCUAGGAAGGGCUGAUGCAGAGGACCACAGGGAAGCAGGGAACAAAGUGGGUCCAGAUGAGGAACGAACGGUGUAGGGAGAGUGGGAAUCCAGGAUGGAGCGAAAGUGGAAGUCCUAAACCUCGAGCUGCCCAGGGUUGGGUACUAGAUGUCCUCGGUGUCCCCUGGUCCUCAGUCUGGGAGACUGUGCCCUUCCCUCCUGGGUGGGGAUUCAGUACUUGGCUAGUAGCUGCCCUGAGGCAGGGGUGUCUCUGGGGACUCCAUUCCUAUCAGCAGCAACCCUGAUAGCGUGUGGAGUGCUCUAUACAACUUUGGCCUUAGGGAUUCUGGAGUUGGGUCUGGCCGUCUGGAGGGGAUGCUCAAUAGGUCUGAGGCCCCACCGCAGCAGAAGCCCAGCACCAACUGGUUGCCUCAGAAGCCCUAAGGCUGAGGAGCUAGAGCUGAGGUUUUAUUUUAGGGAAACUUUGUGCCUACUGCCUCAGGGCUCUGGUCAGCCUGCUGCUCUCUAGUUGGCCAGCUGGUGGCGCUUCUUGUAAGGGUGAAGUGCCUGGGAGCUGGGGAUUGCUUGUGGCCCACCCAGCUUUUGGGGUGGUGGCCCGUAACCCUCCUUUGCCCCAGGCAACAUCCCCCUGGCCCUAGAGCUUGGGCUCUUGCCCGCACCGUGCAGCUGCACCUGCUCUGCUUUCUCCCACUGCUGAGGCGGGACACCGAGGAGCUGGUGGCUCAGUCCUGGAGGGGAAGCAGAGGAGUGAAGAGCACACCUGCUGCUUUCCCUCCUCUGCGAAGUGGUGGCAGAUUUAGGACCCAGUCUCCCACAAGCUCUCCUAAAGGCCCCUCCCUUUCACUCCCUUUUCCGUUCCAUGGCGCAGACCCUUACUGCUGGCAGGACUGGGUCCUGAACUGGCAGACAGUGAAUUGUAAGGAACUCUGUCCUAAAUGGAGAACUACAAGCGGAGGGCCUGGCUUUAAAAUGAAGGGCCAGCCUCCCUCAUGUACAUAAGGCACCUGGAUUGGCGGUCUUCUCAGGCCAAGCAUAAGGCUAUUCUUAAGAUAUGAAAAAGUGACUAGAGCUCCCACUGUGGGGGCCGCACACCUUCCUUCUCACGGGACAGCUCCUGCCCUGCGGUGUACUGUAAGGACAGUCUGCCCAGAUGCCAGAGCCGUAUUCAAGUCCAUGAAGGAGACAACUCCCCAUCUAGAAAAUGGGGACCCUUACGUGACAGACAAAAACACUGUUUUAUAUGCAUAAAUAUUUUUUGUUCAUU